GACACAUGCACCCUUCAUGUUGACAGUCGAGCCCCUGAGCUAUUCUAUUCGUAUCUAUCUCCCGGCUUACAUACCCUACUCCGAACUAACCACUGGGCAUGUCAUGUCUUGAUCCCUUGUUGCUUGUUGCAUGUGGGUAAGGCGGAGGGGGGAAGCUGAUCCUUGUAAGUGGGCGUCGUAUUUUGGGCAUGUCAGCCUGUCUGUCCUUUUUUCAUUAUCUCAACUCUCUUUUCUUUCUUCAUGUUCCCUUUUCCCUCCGUUCCGCAUGGUCCCCUUCCCACAGCGGAUUCCUGCCCACAUGCCCUGUGCUCUCACGAACUCGGCGGUUCCUGAAUCAUUGCCACACUGCGGUGCGCCAUUCCAUUGGCCCUACAAGGGGAUAGCUAGCGGGAACCCGUCCUUUCGCCCUCGUAUCGUCGACGGACCAACCGACAACUAGACGACACUAAAACUUGGGCCGACCACCAAUCCCGAGGCUUGACAGUUGGGCCGACGUUGAAGAAUUGUCAAUCCGUCGAGUCGACCAUUUCACACUCCUCGUCCUCCCGAGUUUGCUUUCAA
Sodiomyces alkalinus F11 is the source of this 561-nucleotide messenger RNA. RefSeq lists its product as hypothetical. The record is from RefSeq and is a predicted model, not a curated record. Bases 131 to 439 code for a protein of 102 amino acids. Lineage: Eukaryota; Fungi; Ascomycota; Sordariomycetes; Glomerellales; Plectosphaerellaceae. The transcript is spliced from 2 exons.